This is a messenger RNA of Epinephelus moara (kelp grouper), 4732 nucleotides long. RefSeq names its product protein phosphatase 1 regulatory subunit 12B-like. Bases 15 to 512 code for a protein of 165 amino acids. The transcript is spliced from 8 exons. The record is from RefSeq and is a predicted model, not a curated record. Gene Ontology annotation, cellular component: Z disc; cytoplasm; A band. NCBI's taxonomy places the organism in Eukaryota, Metazoa, Chordata, Actinopteri, Perciformes, Serranidae. Gene Ontology annotation, molecular function: phosphatase regulator activity; enzyme inhibitor activity; protein kinase binding.
AGAAGAGGGGGGAGAUGUCAUCCUACUACCCACGCACCAAGGACCUGACUCGCACCAGGAAGUCACUGACAGAGUCACCGCCGUCCUCUCCGUCCCCUACAGACAAAAACUACAGACAUGACAGACUGUCAAGAUAUGACUCCAGUGGGGAGAGUGCAACAGACAAACCACUGGGCCGCACCAGCUCUUACACUCGGAGAGAGACAAGGCUGGCUGCUCUGAACAGACAGGAGCAAGACUCCACUACCAAAGACUAUAAGAAGAUGUAUGCAGAAGCUUUGCAUGAGAACGAGAAGCUAAAGUCCAGGUUGCAGGACAGCAAAUAUGAACUGGCCAAGAUUCGGUCCCAGCUAGAGAAAGUCACCCAGAGGCACGACAGAAUAUCAGAGAGAUCUUCAGUACUUGAGUCGGAGAAAAGGGAAAAACAAGCUCUUGAGAAAAGAGUGUCAAACAUGGAGGAUGAGUUAAAGCAGGACGCCCCACUGCGGUUCCGCUGUGGGUACCAGCCCUGAGAGCAGGUUGUCUCAGGGGAGGGGGGAUGAUCCUAACAGAGCUCAAGUCAGACAACCAGAGGCUCAAGGAUGAGAACGGGGCUCUCAUCCGAGUCAUCAGCAAACUGUCCAAAUGAAAAAGAUGUCUGAAGCUCCUGUUCUGUGUCUGUGGACGCUCCAACCCUGAUAUGGCAGUUUAAUUAUCCAUGAUGUCCCAAGUUGUGACUCCUCUCUGAGUUAUGGUGAUGGCUGCUUUGCAGAAAUAAAUUCCAGUUGGGGACGUGUGAGGAUCCAAAGAGAAGAGUCAAAUUUCACUGUGUGCUAUGAUGGGAGUUACAACAAGUGUUGCUACAUGAUUAGUUAUUGUUAUUUUGUAAUACCAGUAUUUCACUUUAAUCAAAUAGGGACCAGUCGUACUGUUUUGAGCGACCUUUUUAAGGCCCACUUCAAACUGAUCCAGGGGUUUGCAUGAAGGUACUGUUCAUAAUAUUAUACCCACACAUCACAUUAAGUUUGUUGCUACAUAAUGCACUGCAGAAAAGUAUUUUAAUGUUGUCUUAAUUGUGAAAGAAGAGAGAAAGGGCCUCAAUAUUCACUUUAGAAUGGAGAUAUAUUAUGUUUUAUGAUUUCAAUCAGAAUUUAUCACCACACAGGUUAAAUGACGCCCAGCCAAGCGACAAACAGGCGGUCUGGUUACAGAGGUAAACACUAGAUAUUGAUAUCAAGUAGGGCUGGGUAAUGGUAUCAACCGAAAUAAGUCAGAACUACAUAGUAUCGUAAAGUUUCCAGUCAACCGAUACAUGCAUUUGAUCCUUUUCGUGCCAAUGGUCUGAUCCCGAACCAGUCUUGACUCCCCGCUGGAUCAGCAAACUUUCUGUUGCUGCCAUCUCCGGAGCCGCUCUCCUGCUAGCGAACAGUCAGUUGAAUGUCUGCCAGGUUAGAAUGAGCUAACACAGCAGCAGCGGCUUACAACCAAUACCGAGCUGUUAAAUGCCCCCACCAAACUCACUCCGAGACCAAAAUGGCUUGACUCUAUCAUUAAACCCAUUGAUAACCGUGAGGUAACGAUGCUAACAGUUAGCCCCGUCACUGGUCCCCAGCAGCUACAACCCAUACAUCUGUGGUCUGGUGAAGUUGAGCAGUGUAUUUCAUGGCGUUGGCAGUUCAGCGGGUCAAGAUGACACGAAAAUGUUUGAAAGUAUGGCUAUGCCUCUCUGCUCAGAACUCUGUUGGUAUCAUUUUAUGGGUUCUGGUAUCAUAAUGUUUCAAACAAUACCUACCCAGCCCUAAUAUGAAUCCACCAAGGCACCUCAGUGGCAACAACCAUCGAAGCCAGCACAGAAGUGCUGAAAGACGCACUUUUCUGACGGCAAAUAGACUAAGAAUGUAUUGACAUUAAAGAGAAACUUCUCUCAUACAUUUUUAUAUGAGCUGUGAUGUAAAACGUAUCAUUUUGAACAUUUUUACUCUAUGAUAAAGAUAUUAAGGCUCAAUAAGACGCAUGUUUUGGUUUGUGUUUGCCUAUCCCGGGUCACUUAACUGUGCCUGCUUACCUCCCUCAGUGCCUCUUAAAUUUGAUCAGUCCAAGUCCUGUUAACUUCCCUUUAGCAAACCUGCAACCCAUUUCAAACUGCUAGAAUACAUUUUUUAUGACAUUUUGAUAAUUAGAUUUUAUGAUAAACCCCACUGCAUUUAGUAUUUGAAUGCGACCGUAUGCUUGCCCUGACAGGCAAAGCACGGAGUAUAUGCACUUUGUAUAGAGUGGAUAGUGCUGAUCUUUCAUCACUAGCAGCACUUUAUUAUCUUCAUACUGGUUUCAGUUAUUAUGAUAAUGUAAUUUAGUGUUUGCCAGAUUAUGUUCAUUAGUUCUUUGUGUGGUUUCAGUAGCCAUUUUUAAUUAGUUUUUUCCCUUUUAUAGAGGAUUUUUUAUCCAGUGGCUUCAAAACAGCAGAUCAUCUACACAGAGACAGUCCAAGUGUGUGUGAUAGGAAGUGUCCUAUGUUCUGUAAUAGAGAUAUAUUUAUUUAUUUAUGCAUUUCUUAGUUCUAAUCUUUAUACGUUUGUUUACUAGAUGUUCUUUCAAAGGAAUACACUGAUUAUUUUGGUUGACCUCUGGGUCAUCUUACUGUUUGGUGAUGAAGAUAAACACCAAAAUAAUCCUCUGGUAGAUGUACUGUAAAUCAUUUCUGACAUUCUAGCCUCCACAGUGUUGUAUGACUUUAAAGGGACAGUUAACCACAGCAUGAAAAAUACAUGUUUUUAAUUUUACCUUUAGUGCCAUUCAGUCUAGACUGUUGGUGUGAGUUGCUGAAUGUUGGACAUAUCUCCUGAAGAGAUGUCUGCCUCCUCUCUAAUGGAACUAGAUGGCACUCAGCUUGUGGUCCCCAAAGCACCAAAAAAUUUUGUGAUACAUUUGAGAAACUUGACAGCAAUGUCUCUUUCCAGAAAUCAUGACCCGGUUACUCAAGAUAAUCCACACACCUUGUUGUGAGCUGUUUUAAGUAGGAACUAUUUUCUUGCUCCCGAACUACACCCACCACCUGUAUCAAAGUGCAGAAGGAAGAGUGCAUCUACUGAUAGCUCACCUAGCACCUCUGAGCUAGCUAAUGUUAUAGCUCAGUUACAGAGGAUGCCAUUAAUGUUUACAUCUCGUUAUGUCAUGAGCACAGAUGUCUUGUCCGUGAGUCCGUCCUUCUGCACGGUGAUACAGUUGGCAGGUGUAGCUCAGUAGAAAGGAAACAGUUUAUUAUGUACACCUGGCUACAGCUUACACAAUCCAAUUCUACAGCCCUGUAAAAAUCCUAACUUUAUGAAGCUUUUGUUCUGGUAAUUUUGGCCAUAUUUACUGGCGCUACUUCUGUCGAAUGUUAUUAACAUUUUCUUUAAUAUUUGGGGUCUGUAAAAUGAUUGACAAAUAUAGUGCUGCAGGUAUGACAUUUUUUUGGAGGCUGAUGCAGAAGUUAGCGUUGCCCUGGUUCCCUCGUCAGAAAGCCUAUCAGAUUUUUCCAUUGGAUUUUUAGUAUUGCACAAAAUAAACCCUGUGGCAAACACAUAUUUAUGCUACUUAAAUAUUUUGUUCAGCUAGAUUAUCUUCACAAAUGAGCAAAGCGUUGGAGUGCUAACAGUGGAUCUUUCUGUAGUCGCAGUACAGACCUGUGCACAUUAUGUCCAAAACUGAGCAAGGCACUAUUUGAUGGUGUAAUCAAUGUCUGUUUGGCGAAAUAUACCAUAGCCCCGUGUUAUUGCAAUGGAUAGUAUUACAGCAUUAAAGUGUUUAUUGAAUCGUUGAUGUCUUUAAUCUCCAUUAAAGCAGCAGCACAUUUGAUGAAGUGAAGGGUUUAUAACUUCCUGUGGAAUGCUGUUUAUUUCUAAAUAGAGUGAGACGCAUUCACAGUAGCUACAUGCAUAUCAAAGAGGGAAUCAAACUAAAGGAUGCAGGAUACCAUGACGACGCUCUGUAGUCUCAUAUAGCCACAACCACCUAAUUUGCAACACAUAAAAGCAUCAAAAUUUACUGCCAUAUUUUAUGUCAUAGAACAAAAUGUUAAAGUCUCUUAAGCUUGUGUUAACCACAGACCUUAUUUCAAGCAUCUAAGCAAAGACCCAUUGACUUUAAGACGAGGAAAGCGGGGGUGCUAAAAUGCUAACUCAUUUCCAGGGCUUAGGACUCAUUCCUGCAGAAAGUCUACUACUUUACAUGAGAAAUAUGAAUAAAACUACCACAGAGGCUGCUGCCUUGUAGUGGUUCUUCUGAGACUACAUGGUGUGCAUCACCUUCACUAUACUCCAAAGGAAUAUAGAGAAAAGGCAGAUAAAGCCAUCCCUGCUGCAAAACAGUGUGUUAUUUAUGUAUCUUAUCAUAUCUAAUACAGACUCAGCCUCACAUUUUCAUUAAUAUUCCUCUACCUGUAGCGCGAUGAAUGAUGCACCUGAGACAUGAAUGAUUUCGGUGUCUGUCUUCUCUUCACUUUAACAGAUGAGUUGACCCAAGUCCCCAGUGUUUGAUGUAUUCCUUUAAAAACAUGAUGGUUUUGGCGUCCAACCAGGGCAGCGUGCUGUAACACCAGUGUUAUCUUUGGUCACUUUUACUUUAAACUACAAAUAAGAUACAGCUGUUUCCAUACUGGCUGUAGGUAUAUUGAACUAUGCAGUGUAUUGUAUUGAUGAUGUUUGUAAUGUGUUGAUGAUAGCUUAAUAUACGCACAUUGGUUUACUCACUUUGCUUAAUAAACUGUAAAGGA